ACCCUCCUCGCUACGAAACCCAAUCUCCUCCCUGUAAACCCAAACAACCGGGGCCAGAGUCUGGGUCUGUGUUGUUCACUACUCUAUGCUUGCGUAUCCUCUCGUCGUCUUCUUCGCUUAGCUCUGUUCUCUCUCUCUCUAGUCUCUUUCCACCUUAUACUCUCUCUCUCUCUCUCUCUCUCUCUCUCUCUGCAAAUCCAUUUCUAACCUAUACAUACACACACAUUAUAUAUACAUAUAUAUUCACUCUUCGUUUUCUCCAUUUUUGUCCAACAAUGCCUUCACGCCCACAACCACCACCAUUCCCAGAUUUUCCGGCGCCGCCGGAACCACCCACCUCCCUCCCCCCCCACAACCCACAUCCCCAUUUCAACUUCAUCCCACCCAUCCUCGCCGGAGCCCUCACCAUAGCCUGUCUCUUCUUCCUCGCCAUUCUUUACCGGAAACUCUCCCGGAAACGCACAGUUCCGGCAGAUCUGAAGCCCCCUCACCGCUUCUCCUACCCCCUCCUCCGCCGCGCCACCUCAUCUUUCUCCGCCGCCAACCGCCUCGGCCAAGGUGGGUUCGGGUCGGUUUACAAAGGAAUCCUACAGUCCGGUCAGGAAAUCGCUGUGAAGCUCAUGGACCCUUCUGGGUCUCUUCAGGGUGAGAGAGAGUUCAACAAUGAGCUCUCUCUUGCCUCUAAGAUCGACCCUGUGUGCUGUGACCAUGUGGUGGCGAUCAUCGGGUUCUCCUCCGAUCAGCGCCGCCGUAGACGGCGGCGACUGGCGCUGGUUUAUGAGUUUAUGCAGAAUGGGAGUCUUCAAGAUGCGUUGUUGGAUCGGAAGUGUCCUGAGUUGAUGGAUUGGAAGAAGAGAUUUUCAAUUGCGAUUAACAUUGCGAAAGGGAUUCAGUAUCUUCACUGUUCGUGUAAUCCUCCGAUAGUUCACGGUGAUAUCAAGCCAUCGAAUGUACUUCUCGAUGCGUAUUUCAAUGCCAAGAUUGCUGAUUUUGGGUUAGCUCGAGUGCUCACUGAGGAUGAAAUUGCUGAAACUUUCUUGGAAUGUGGUGAAGAUGGAGGUAAAAGAGUGAAUGGGGAUGAUAAUGGGUCGAUACUCGAAGAAACAGAGAGUGUGAUGACAGAGGAGGUUGCUGUGAAUGUGGAUUUGUCUCCGGAGGGUUGUGUUAGGGUUUCAGAUACCGAGGCGGGUUUGUCGCCAUCGGAGGGUUUGGACAAGACGAGUGUAUCAGAGUGUUGUUUUGACAGGGCUAGUGUUGAUAGUGGCAAUAGGAGAGGGAUUGGGAGGAAGAGGAGCAGUGGGUCAGGGAGAGAUUGGUGGUGGAAACAGGACAAUAGUGGCGGUAUCGGGUCAGAAUCGGGGAGAGUGAAGGACUAUGUGAUGGAGUGGAUUGGGAGUGAGAUAAAGAAAGAGAGACCCAAUGGCGAAUGGGUUGCCACGCCGAGCUCGGUAGAGGAUGGCGGUGGUGGAACAAUGAAGGGUAGUGUAAAAACAGAACAAAAGAAGCAUAGGAAGAAAUUAGAAUGGUGGGCUUCAUUGGAUGAGGAGAGAAUUCAGAAACAGAAGAAGAAUAGGAAGCCAAGGGAAUGGUGGAGAGAGGAGUUUUGCGAAGAAUUGACAAAAAAGAAGAAGAUUAAGAAGAAAAGAGGGCUAAAAAAUAGUGGUGGUGGUGGUGAAUUGUGGUGGCAGAGAGAUGAGUUUGUGGCACCUGAGAGAAAGAAGAGGAAGAGCAGAGGUAGUAUGGGUAGCAUUGAUUGGUGGAUAGAUGGGUUCAGUGGAGAGUUUCGAAGUGGUCGAAAAAACAGUCAAGAUUGGCCUAGUGGAGAUAUACCUAAGAGUGGUGGUGUUAGUAGUACUCCCAGUAUGAGAGGAACUGUUUGUUACAUUGCUCCUGAGUAUGGUGGUGGUGGGCAGCUCUCUGAGAGGUGUGAUGUUUACAGUUAUGGUGUUCUGUUACUUGUUCUAGUUUCGGGUCGAAGGCCACUGCAAGUGACGGCCUCGCCAAUGUCAGAAUUCGAGAGGGCGAAUCUUAUUUCGUGGGCUCGUCAACUUGCUCGUAAUGGGAAGCUUUUGGAUCUUGUUGAUCCUUGUAUUCAGUUGUUAGAUCGCGAACAGGCACUGCUCUGUAUCACAAUUGCACUACUCUGUUUGCAGAGAUUGCCCAGUAAGCGUCCCACCAUGAAAGAGAUUGUCGGGAUGCUUUCUGGCGAGGCAGAGCCGCCUCACUUGCCGUUUGAAUUUUCCCCAUCACCACCAUCCAAUUUCCCUUUCAAGUCCCGGAAAAAGGCCCGGCACAAACUUCCUUUGCCCUGGAAGUGAUUGAAUUUUAGGAAUCCAAGGCAUAAUGAUAAUGACGUGGGUUUGGGUGGGUGUGCGUGUAAACCAUUGCUUGCUUUUGAAGUGGUGAGGCCAGCUUAAUCAACAACUAUAGUUAGUGCCUUGGAUUUUGAUGAGUUUGCUUUUGCUUGCUUUUGAACUUGGGGGCCCCAGGAAAUAAUUGCUUUCGUAGUUGUCUGCUAACAUUCAAAAGCUGAUAUGAGAGCUUUGUGCUAAAGUAGAGCAUUAAUUUCAGUGCAAGUGAAUAGAGCUUGGUCAAAGUCCCUGCUUUUGCAAAAUGUUUGUAUAGACACAAUGGAAGUAUAUACAGCAAGAGCAAAUGAAAGCAACACUGGGGAACAUUUGGACAAAAAAAAAUUGGCAAGCUUUCCAUUGUAUUAUACAUUCUUGUUUUAAGUUGAUUUUUAGUGUAUUGAAAUUGCA
Messenger RNA from Camellia sinensis, 2759 nucleotides. RefSeq names its product Protein kinase superfamily protein. The record is from RefSeq and is a predicted model, not a curated record. Lineage: Eukaryota; Viridiplantae; Streptophyta; Magnoliopsida; Ericales; Theaceae. Gene Ontology annotation, molecular function: protein kinase activity; ATP binding. Gene Ontology annotation, biological process: protein phosphorylation.